AUGUCGGAAGAAAAAAAAGACGGAGAAAAUGCAGAAAAGGAGCACAUGCAGCUCAAGGUUCGCUCGCCGGAUGGUAGCGAGGUAUAUUUUAAGAUAAAAAGGAGAACAAAAUUGGAGAAAUUAAUGACGGCAUAUUGUAAUAGAUUAGGACAAUCAAUAGACUCUGUACGUUUUCUUUAUGAUGGCGAGAGGGUAAAACCAGAAAAAACACCAAUGGAUCUAGGUAUAGAGGAUGGAGAUGUAAUUGAUGCAAUGGUGCAGCAAACAGGAGGAGGAGGAUAUAUUUCUUGCUGCUGCUGCAGCAGCAGCAGCAGCAACAGCAGCAGAAGGGGUGGCGUGCAGCAGUAG
Eimeria maxima is the source of this 348-nucleotide messenger RNA. Its product is annotated as ubiquitin-like protein SMT3 precursor, putative. The transcript is spliced from 2 exons. Gene Ontology annotation, molecular function: protein tag activity; ubiquitin-like protein ligase binding. Gene Ontology annotation, cellular component: nucleus. Lineage: Eukaryota; Apicomplexa; Conoidasida; Eucoccidiorida; Eimeriidae. The coding region runs from base 1 to 348 and encodes 115 amino acids. The record is from RefSeq and is a predicted model, not a curated record. Gene Ontology annotation, biological process: protein sumoylation.